Molecule: messenger RNA, 1819 nt
Organism: Acanthopagrus latus (yellowfin seabream)
Lineage: Eukaryota; Metazoa; Chordata; Actinopteri; Spariformes; Sparidae
Gene: cwc25
Product: CWC25 spliceosome associated protein homolog
Exons: 9
Coding region: 173-1378 (401 amino acids)
Biological process (GO): mRNA splicing, via spliceosome
Cellular component (GO): U2-type spliceosomal complex
Source: RefSeq, a predicted model, not a curated record
ACCGGAAACUGAAUUCUGCAAAACAGGAAGUAUAUUAAAUACAUUUCACGGCAGCCUCGGUGGCUCCAUUUUCUAGCUAGUUUCAUAGCUACUUUCGACAGUUUUUAUAUUUUCAAGGACGCAUUUGUCUAUAUUUUUAUUUUUGUUGAACUGAAACGACACAUUUUUCAAGAUGGGGGGCGGCGACCUGAACUUGAAAAAGAGCUGGCACCCACAGACUAUGAAAAACAUUGAGCGUGUGUGGAAAGCUGAACAGAAACAUGAGGCUGAACGCAAAAAGAUUGAGGAGCUCCAGAAAGAACUGAAAGAUGAGCGAACCCGAGAAGAAAUGACAAGAUUUGCGGAGGAAACUGGUGCCAUUAAAAAGAGGGAUGACCGCCUGGACUGGAUGUACCAGGGUCCUGCUGGACAGGUGUCCAGAGAUGAGUAUCUUCUGGGACGUCCCAUUGACAAGCAGAUCACCGACCAAUAUGAGGAGCCUGAAAGCGGCCCGUCUGCUGAGACUGGCCUGCUGCCUGGAUCCAUCUUCAACCCCACCACUCCUGCCUCCAACCUUGACCUGGCUGCCAAAAUCAGGGAAGACCCCUUGUUUGAAAUCAGGAAACGUGAGGAAGAAAAGAAGAGGGAAGUCUUGACUAAUCCAGUGAAGAUGAAGAAAAUUAAAGAAAUGCUGCGCCAGAAUCUCGACAAGAAAGACAAGAAGAAGAAGAAGAAGAAGGAUAAAAAGAAGAAGGCAGACAAAGAGAGGAGAAAGGAGAAGAAGCAUAAGAGACGGAGCUCAAGUUCGAGCUCAAGCGAGGAAGAAGAGAAAAAACACAGGUCACAUUCCAGAGAUGACUCGUCAGCAGACACCAAGUCUCAUUCCCAUCAUCUUCCAGGUUAUGGCCUCCUGCUUCCCGCCGGAAGACAUCCCCAGUCCUCAGCUCCCUCCAAUUACUCAGGACGCCGCGAAAGGAGCCGCUCACGAUCGCCUCGCAGGAACAAUAAGGAAAGCAGCUCCUACUCUUCCUCCUCACACAGAGUCGACAGGAAGUUCGAGACUAGAGCUCCCAGCCCGCAGAAAGAGCGCUACAACAGAAACAGGCACCACACGUCCAAGAAGUUAUCUGCAGAAGAGCUGGAACGAAAGAGACGGGAGAUGAUGGACCAGGCCAAGCAGAGGGAGGAGGACAGGGAGAAUAAUGUGAAGCGGUACAAGAGGCAAGACGAGCAGGAAAAGCAGCGGGAACAAAAUGCCAAACAUGACCGUCACGCUGGCUUCAUUCAUAACAUGAAGCUGGAGAGUGCUUCCAGCUCUUCUUUAGAGGACCGGGUCAAGAGGAAUAUCCAUUCCAUUCAGAGGACACCAGCCUCCCUGGAUAACUUCAUGAAAAGAUGAAGUCAACUUAUUUAUCAUACUGAUAGACAAUGAUACUAGAAAGCUAGCUGAGAGUAUGCCAGCCUCUCCUUGAUCUGUCUCUUUAAUGUACUGAGGCAGGUGUGUAUGUAUUCAUGCAUUAAGUCUGAAUGGUGUCGUGGGAGUCUAUCAUGAGUGCAAACAGGGACAUGGCUACAUGGCUUCACACACACACACACACACACACAAUUUAUGUUUCAGAAGACAGAAGAAGGCCUGCCAUGACUGGUCUGUUACCGUUGCCCCCAGUGCCCCUUUUCGAACUCAUGUGAUCUGAACUUUGUACAGUGUACAGUUUAUUGUUUCACACUAUGCUAGCACAUGCUUUUAUCUCAGAAGCUUUGUAAUAUACAGUGUGUUUGUUAGUGUGCACAUGUGAGUACCAACUGGAAUAAAUCCAUAUUUCCAGAAGUCCAUUUGUUU